Messenger RNA from Penicillium chermesinum, 2559 nucleotides. It is a transcript of the gene schA, whose product is annotated as serine/threonine protein kinase SCH9. Gene Ontology annotation, molecular function: protein serine/threonine kinase activity; ATP binding. The record is from RefSeq and is a predicted model, not a curated record. The coding region runs from base 1 to 2559 and encodes 852 amino acids. The transcript is spliced from 4 exons. Gene Ontology annotation, biological process: protein phosphorylation. NCBI's taxonomy places the organism in Eukaryota, Fungi, Ascomycota, Eurotiomycetes, Eurotiales, Aspergillaceae.
AUGGCUGCUGCGCAGGGAACUGAGUUGCACGGAGAUGCGGACUUGAACCCUCCAACCUCCGUGUCUACCGACACCGUGCCCGAACAGGUUGGAUCGAAUGGAUCAACGCCCACGGGCAUCGCCACACCGCAGCCCGACCCCGCGGACAAGCGGUUGCCGUCUAUCAUGCACAACUAUUUCCAGGUUGGUUCCUUCUCCGGCGAUAAAGCCAGUCUGCCGCGGUUAUGGUCUUGCCUAUCCAAAUCUUCCGGGAACCAUUCCCACCCGGGCGCUUCGACCGAGUCUUUUGUCAUGCUGGGUCGAGAAGAGGGGUCUGAGAAGCUCGAGCCCAACCUUCCUACGCCUCCCCAUUCCUUGUUGCGGUCGGAUGAGAUGGAACUCCCGUCGAGUCCGGACCUUUCAGGAGGCUCGAUUCUGGAUACCCUGAAGAAAUAUCUCUCCCCUGCCUCGAGCGACCCUCCCUCCCGACCCUCCUUCCAGCCGUCAAACUUCCCUGCCGACCCAUCUACCCUUUCUGAAGCACCCUUACUCGACCAUGAGAAACUGCAGACUGUCAUUUCUGAGAAUCCAAGCAAGCUGACUGAUAACGUGCCCGCCGCGGUGCGUCUGAAGAACACUCCCCCUCUUACCCCCCGCGCGAUGUCCAACGAGGAGAAGAAACCCGUCACAUCGGCCGCCCCAGAAUCCGAGACGGAGCCGGAAAGCUCCGCCGACGAAAUUGCGAUGAAACUCGACGAGGCCUUCCCUCGCCAGUCCUCCCCGCAGAACGGCGCCCCUGUCGGCCCAAUCAAAGGCAAGCUGUUCGUGAAGAUCUCGGAAGCCCGCGGUCUCCGUCCCAGCACCGAUCCGUACGUUGUCUGCGUGUUUGAAUGGAAUGAAUACAUCUCCAAGGGCACCCGAGAUGGUGAAGAGGAGGAAAAGAAGCGCCGCGAUCAAGAAGAGUCCGACGCUGCCGCCGAUGCUGCCGCCGACGCGGCCAAUGCGGCGGCGGCGGAGGCUGGCCGUCCAAUGGCCAUUCCCAUGAAGAGCCGCCAGAGCAGUUACAACAGCGCCCUGGAUGGGCAAGAGCCCAAGGGCAAGGCGCCUGUCACUGACCCUCACUGGGACCACGAAGCUGUAUUUGACGUGUUAGGCGAUCAAUCCGAGGUGGACGUCACCGUCUAUGACCGCCACAAUCAAGAGGCAUUUUUGGGCCACGUGCGAUUAGGGAUCAAUCUGAAGGAUGAUCACAGCAGAUUGGAAGGCUGGUUCCCCUUGGUUGCUCGAGGGGCUGGUGACAGCCAGGUGUCCGGCGAGAUUUACCUGCAGAUGCAGUUUGAGAUGUCUGAUCGCCGCCAGGUCGGCCCUGACGACUUCACGGUUCUCAAGCUGAUCGGGAAGGGCACCUUCGGUCAAGUGUACCAGGUGAUGAAGAAGGACACCGAGCGAAUCUACGCGAUGAAGGUUCUUUCUAAGAAGGUGAUCAUCCAGAAGAAGGAGGUCGCACACACCUUAGGGGAGCGCAAUAUCCUGGUGCGCACCGCGAUGGCGGCUUCGCCUUUCAUUGUAGGCCUGAAGUUCUCCUUCCAAACACCAACAGAUCUGUAUCUGGUCACCGACUACAUGUCUGGCGGGGAGCUUUUCUGGCACCUGCAACGGGAAGGCCGAUUCCAGGAAGCACGAGCCAAAUUUUACAUCGCGGAGCUGAUCCUCGCCCUGCAGCAUCUCCACGACCACGACAUCGUGUACCGGGAUCUCAAGCCCGAGAACAUCCUGCUUGAUGCCAAUGGUCACAUCGCACUCUGUGAUUUCGGGUUGUCGAAAGCCAACCUCACCCAGAACGACACGACCAAUACCUUCUGCGGUACCACGGAGUACCUCGCCCCGGAGGUCUUGCUCGACGAGCAAGGCUACACGAAGAUGGUUGACUUCUGGUCUCUGGGUGUUCUCGUGUUUGAGAUGUGUUGCGGAUGGAGCCCGUUCUAUGCCGAGGAUACUCAACAAAUGUACAAGAACAUUGCCUUUGGCAAGGUGCGCUUUCCGCGCGAUGCGCUUAGCACCGAAGGUCGCAACUUCGUCAAGGGUCUCCUCAACCGCAACCCGAAGCACCGGCUUGGCGCGAACGGCGAUGCCAAGGAGCUCAUGGCGCAUGCCUUCUUCCACGAUGUCGACUGGGAUGCUUUGUGCAAGAAGGAGGUCAUUCCGCCGUUCAAACCCAAGCUUCAGUCCGACACCGAUACCUCUAACUUUGAUCCCGAAUUCACCAAUGCGCUCGAAAGUAACAACUCUCUCAACGACCGUGCUGCGGCCCUUGCCAAUGGCUUCAUGCCUGCGGGCACCCCCUUGUCGCCCGGCAUGCAAGCUAACUUCCGCGGUUUCACCUUCGUCAACGAAAGCUCCAUCGACCAUCACGUCAAACACGACCUUGAAGAUGAGAUGGACGAGGAUACGAUGCUUCAGGAUGAGGGAUGGCAGCGAGGCCACCGCACGAAGGGCUCGACGGAUGCACGCAUGGGCGGCGUCCACAAGUCGGGCGAGGGGGCGGACCCAGGGAUCUUUAACGUUGACGAGAACUUCUGA